GCGAGUAUGAGAAACAUGGCGGAAAGCGAGUUGAACGUUGACAGCCUCAUCUCUCGAUUACUGGAAGUGAGAGGAUGUCGUCCAGGGAAGAUCGUACAGAUGACGGAGGCUGAGGUGCGGGGGCUCUGCAUCAAGUCCAGAGAGAUUUUCCUCAGUCAGCCAAUCCUGCUAGAACUGGAGGCUCCACUCAAAAUCUGUGGUGAUAUCCAUGGACAGUACACAGACUUGCUGAGGCUAUUCGAGUAUGGAGGUUUCCCUCCAGAGGCCAACUAUCUGUUCCUGGGGGAUUACGUGGACAGAGGGAAACAGUCUCUGGAGACAAUCUGCCUGCUGCUCGCCUACAAGAUCAAAUACCCAGAAAACUUCUUCUUGCUCAGGGGGAACCACGAGUGUGCCUCCAUCAAUCGCAUCUACGGCUUCUACGAUGAGUGCAAGCGCAGGUUCAACAUAAAGCUCUGGAAGACGUUCACAGACUGUUUUAAUUGCCUGCCCAUUGCUGCGAUUAUUGAUGAGAAGAUCUUCUGCUGCCAUGGAGGGCUCUCACCUGAUCUACAGUCCAUGGAACAAAUUCGACGCAUUAUGAGACCCACUGACGUUCCAGAUACAGGCUUGCUGUGUGACCUCCUGUGGUCGGACCCAGACAAAGACGUCCAGGGAUGGGGGGAGAACGAUCGGGGAGUUUCCUUCACCUUCGGGGCCGACGUUGUCAGCAAGUUCCUCAACCGCCACGACCUGGAUCUCAUCUGCCGAGCACAUCAGGUUGUAGAAGACGGAUACGAGUUCUUUGCCAAGAGACAGCUGGUGACGCUGUUUUCUGCCCCCAACUAUUGCGGGGAGUUUGACAACGCAGGCGGCAUGAUGAGUGUGGAUGAGUCCCUUAUGUGCUCCUUUCAGAUUCUGAAGCCGUCAGAAAAAAAAGCAAAGUACCAGUACGGCGGGGUGAAUUCAGGACGCCCAAUCACCCCGCCUCGCACCACUCAGGCACCUAAAAAGAGGUGAGUGGCUGGCCCUGACUCUCCUGCUCCUCCCCCAGCUGGUCUCUGGCCCAUGUCUCUGCAGCCUGCCUCAAACACUCCAGCCUUUUCUCAGUAAGCUUGUUCAUGUAAACAGAUACUCCAGGAGUGUAUUUUGCUUGUUCUGUGGGUAUUUUUAUGAACACGAGUGGUAUUUUUUCCAUUUUUUUGAAUCCAUUGUAUGUAUUAACUCAGCUCUCAUUUCUACUACUCAGUCCAUUCAACAAUAUUAAAACCAACCCUUUGUGGAAUGGACAUGAUGUUCAGAAAAGAUGCUUCUCUGCCUUUUAGAUUAACAACUUCCAUUGUGAUUUUGUGAAUGCAUGCACACUUAUGAGACUGAGAUGGGUUCUUUGCUGUCGCCAAUGUAAAAUCCUCCCAGAAAGACACAGAGAAGGUAAUGUCCAUGUAAUUUACCUAAUUACUGCCAUUGUUCCCUUCUAUAUUGGCCAAAAGUAGAAAAGGAAUAGUUAGACAUUAGACAUUUUGGGAAAUAAGCUUAUUUGCUUUCUCUUCGACUUAAGAAUGUUAUUCCUCCACAUGGAGAUAUCACUAAAAUCCUGAGAUUUUGAUGAUAAAAGUGCAAUAAAUAUCAAUAGAAAUCUUGCCAAAUGCAAGAAAAAACAUUUGUAAAGGCCAUUAAAGCCUAUUUGAACUUUGAAAACCUGUCACAGCCGACUCUUGCUUUAUCUUCACUAGGGCAUUCAUAGAUAAUAGAUUAUCUGCAUUAAAUAAGUGUUUCCAGCUCUCAACAUUUUUUACCCCUCACAUCUCUGAACAAGCAUUUGUGAUUGUUGAAGAGCAGAGUUUCCAUUAUUGGUAUGAAGUAGGGAAAAAAAAGCAAUGCAGUAGUGUAACAGGUUCCUUUUUUUUGUUCUGAUGUAAAUUCAGUGUCUGUGGAAAUGUGGGAACCAAACAUCAGUGAGCACUUUGAGUUUGUGUCCUUUAGUCUGGUGAGUAAAGUAAGUGUGUAGAAACGUAGAGAUGGAUAUGCCAAUGCAAGAUGACGGUAUAUAAAAGAAAUGUCACAAACAGUACAGGAGUAAAAAACUAGGCCAAGUGGAGACUGAUGAAGACUAAAAACCAGUUCUCAGUAUAUUAAUUUUUACGACUUGAAAAGCUGUUAGUUCUCCACAUCAGUGGAUGUCGACCUCUCUCACAUGUUGCACUUCCAGUCAUCGCAUGACAUUGUAAAGAGGUCAAAAUCAUCAAGUCAAUACAAUAUUGUUUGUUGUUGGCAUUAUGCUAGUUAUAUUACAUUGUUCCCACUCAGUGGUUUUUGAACGCAGUACAGUAAAUCAUUUCCACUAAUUAACAUUUAACCUAUGUAUUUUUUUUAUUUCAAUCUUGCCUUUUGCCUUGUACAUCUAUUGGUCUUCAAGUUGGAAACAGUAUGUAAAGACUUUCUGAGAUUUGUAUGAGUUUGUUUCAAACGAGUGAAAUAAAUGGAAGUGCUGUUGA
This is a messenger RNA of Seriola dumerili (greater amberjack), 2474 nucleotides long. RefSeq names its product serine/threonine-protein phosphatase PP1-beta catalytic subunit-like. Bases 7 to 999 code for a protein of 330 amino acids. The transcript is spliced from 8 exons. Gene Ontology annotation, molecular function: protein serine/threonine phosphatase activity. Gene Ontology annotation, biological process: regulation of circadian rhythm; circadian regulation of gene expression. The record is from RefSeq and is a predicted model, not a curated record. Lineage: Eukaryota; Metazoa; Chordata; Actinopteri; Carangiformes; Carangidae. Gene Ontology annotation, cellular component: cytoplasm; nucleus.